CAUCCUCCCCUCUCUCCCCCUCUCCGCACCUUUCCUCUCUCCCCUUUUCCCUUUCGUGUCUCUUAUGGUCUCUUUUUAGUUUCUGGGUUUUUUGUUCUCCAGAUUCCCGGAAUCGUAAUUCCUUUCUUUGUGAAUUAAUUGGUAGAAAGGGGGAGUCUGUGUGUGCCCCCAGAUCGCCCGUCAUGGCCGCCCAAACCCCAGCCGUUGUCAUGGACAACGGAACUGGUUAUUCCAAGCUUGGAUUCGCUGGUAACGACUCACCCUCGUUCGUUUUUCCCACAGCAAUUGCCACCAAGGCUGGUGCUGGAAGCGCUGGAGGAGCAGCGCGCCCUGCAGUUGCGAACAAACCGUCUUUCCUAGCUUCUGGCGGUGCAGCAGGGUCACAUCUGUCUGCGAAACGUGGCACGGAGGACUUGGACUUCUUUAUUGGCGAUGAAGCUCUUACAGCUGCUAAUGGCCCUGGAUACGCUAUCAACUACCCCAUCCGCCAUGGUCAGAUUGAGAAUUGGGAUCACAUGGAGCGAUUCUGGUCGAACUCGAUCUUUAAAUACCUGCGUGUCGAGCCCGAGGAUCACUACUUCCUGCUUACGGAACCGCCCCUGAACCCUCCCGAGAACCGCGAAAACACUGCUGAAAUUAUGUUCGAAUCAUUCAACUGCGCCGGUCUCUACAUCGCCGUCCAGGCUGUGCUUGCACUGGCUGCCUCUUGGACUUCUUCCAAAGUGACAGACCGAUCCCUUACCGGAACAGUCAUCGACUCUGGAGAUGGAGUCACGCACGUUAUUCCCGUCGCAGAAGGCUACGUCAUCGGAUCCUCGAUCAAAAGUAUCCCCAUCGCUGGCCGAGAUAUCACCUAUUUCGUACAGAGCUUGCUUCGAGACCGGGGGGAGCCUGAUAGCAGUCUCAAGACUGCCGAGAAGGUCAAGGAGGAAUACUGUUAUGUCUGCCCGGAUAUUGUGAAGGAGUUUGCCCGCUAUGACCGAGAGCCCGAUCGCUUCCUGAAACAUACCGUUACCUCGCCAAACGGCCGCAGCGUGACUAUCGACGUUGGAUACGAGCGUUUCCUGGCCCCUGAGAUCUUUUUCAACCCCGAAAUCUACUCCUCCGAUUUUCUGACCCCUCUUCCCGUUGUUGUGGACGGCGUGAUUCAAUCUUCCCCCAUUGACGUUCGCAGAGGUCUCUACAAGAACAUCGUCCUUUCCGGCGGGUCCACUCUCUACAAGGACUUCGGCCGACGUCUGCAGCGCGAUAUCCGACACCUGGUUGAUGCGCGCAUUCGCGCCUCCGAGGCUCGCAGCGGAGGAGCAAGGAGUGGUGGUCUGGAUGUGGCGGUUGUGACGCAUAAGAGACAGAGGCAUGGCCCGUGGUUUGGAGGCAGUCUGCUGGGACAGACUCCUGAAUUCCGCAGCUACUGCCACACCAAGGCGGAAUAUGACGAAAUUGGCCCCAGCAUCGUCCGGCGGUUUGCUCUCCUGGGCGGUCCCGGCAGUUCGUGAAGUAGAGAUAUGGUUGGCCUCGGUGUGUGAUUUCUCGCUAAGUAUUUUGUCCAUAGUGUUCUUAACUUCUCAUGAUCCAGAAUCUUUUUCAUCCCACUUGACUCUCAUAUGUCUUAUGUCCGGUAGAGUAAAAGGUGAUUGGUUGAUUUACAGGGAGGUUAUUGUUUCUGGGGCCGAGUAAUGUUUUUUUGUACUGCGCUUGAUGUAUAUAUAUAUAUACAUAAAAAAAAAUCAGCUUCCCGCUAUUCAAAGAC
Messenger RNA from Aspergillus ochraceoroseus IBT 24754, 1750 nucleotides. Its product is annotated as actin-related protein 3. Gene Ontology annotation, cellular component: Arp2/3 protein complex; actin cortical patch. The transcript has 4 exons. Lineage: Eukaryota; Fungi; Ascomycota; Eurotiomycetes; Eurotiales; Aspergillaceae. The record is from RefSeq and is a predicted model, not a curated record. The coding region runs from base 183 to 1496 and encodes 437 amino acids. Gene Ontology annotation, biological process: Arp2/3 complex-mediated actin nucleation. Gene Ontology annotation, molecular function: actin filament binding.